UCUUAGUGCUAUGGGUGAUCAUUUGGAUAUGCAUCUAGGAAAUCAGCUGGAUGUGGGUCGGCCGCUUGUGAAUGGAUACCUUGGCCCAAUGGUGUUUGCAACAGUUGUGGACUUGUUGCGAUUUGCUCAGUACUUGAGCUUAUGCAAGCAGCCAUUGGAGCCAUCGAGCUCAACUACACCGUGUCCAAGUGGCUCUGAUCAUGCUCAGUCAUCCGACUCGACCCAAUCGCAAGAGCGUGAAUUUGGGCUGUUUAAAAUGCUGGGUGUACCUGAACGUACCGUUUCUACCAUAAUCCACGCGCUUGUUAAUGCAGCCAUGACGCUAUACGAGUCGCAGAUUGGCGCAUGUGGUACAUGCUUGCCUAUUCUAGUGGAGUCGCUCAAGAGUGAUAUGAAUGUGCGCAGCGUGUCAGGAGCCAAGGAUAGAUUUACUGGCGAACCAGAUAGCACAUCGUUGCCGUAUGCAUUUUCUGUCCUGUUCCGUCACCAAGCAAUUGGUGGCGAUUUUACAGACGAUGCUGCUACAAGAUUACAUGCUCUUUUGCCAUGUGCACAUCACCAUCACAAUAUACAAGUAUGACAUGUAUAUCAAGGUUUUUUGGGCGGACUCGUUUUGAUAUUAUCAGUUUAGAGUCAUUCAAUUGUUAACGGCUAUCAAAUAUACAUAUCGAUUUAUAAAGAAAAUACAUUGACACUACUC
Molecule: messenger RNA, 700 nt
Organism: Batrachochytrium dendrobatidis JAM81
Lineage: Eukaryota; Fungi; Chytridiomycota; Chytridiomycetes; Rhizophydiales
Exons: 1
Coding region: 11-580 (189 amino acids)
Source: RefSeq, a predicted model, not a curated record